This is a messenger RNA of Parathielavia appendiculata, 2742 nucleotides long. RefSeq names its product Pkinase-domain-containing protein. The record is from RefSeq and is a predicted model, not a curated record. NCBI's taxonomy places the organism in Eukaryota, Fungi, Ascomycota, Sordariomycetes, Sordariales, Chaetomiaceae. Gene Ontology annotation, cellular component: cytoplasm. The transcript has 4 exons. Gene Ontology annotation, molecular function: protein serine/threonine kinase activity; ATP binding. Gene Ontology annotation, biological process: regulation of MAPK cascade; protein phosphorylation; intracellular signal transduction. Bases 1 to 2742 code for a protein of 913 amino acids.
AUGGACAGUCCCAUGAUUGCAGGUGGCUCCAGCGCUCCUUCGCACCGUCGCAGGCUCACCAAGAAGCCUCCGCCGGCAUCCGCGCACCACCAUCUUCACUACGCAAGCUCCGGCUUCAGCGCUACUACUUCGGACGGCCGUGUUGACGCCCAAUCUCUAGGAAGCAAACGAAGCUCGGCCAGCUUGAAGCGGGCUCCCAGCGCCCCCAUCGGCACUAGGACUCCCGCGUCGAAUUCGUCCGAUCUUUCGCCACGCUCCGCCGCCGCACCGUCUCGCGCUUUCUCUCUGGCGGCCCGGUCGCACACCUCGCCCGCCCUUCCCGACGGCACCUCUGCGGCGCUGGAUGCGUCGCCGCACUCGCAUUACCACUCCCUGCAGGUCCGAGCUGACGCGCAGCAACCACGAUCCGUCCCGCCGACCUCACUUCAACCGCUCAGCUGCAAGACUUCGGACGAGUUGAUUGGCGCCCCCUUUGACGGCACAGCAAUUCUCGAUCGUAUCGCAGCCACCAAAUCGCCGGCUCAAAGAAACAGCAACGGCCAGGACCACGACCACAACGCCAGCAAUUAUACCGACUACGAUUAUAGCAUCGACAACACCAACCAAACGCCGCCUCACUUUGCACUCGUCCGGCCGGCUCACGCGGAUCCCGGGACGCGAACCAUGGGACACUCGCCGCCGCCGCUUCGCCAGUCGGCGACUUUCCCCGCCGGCGAUCUGCCAAUUCUGAGCGAGAAAACCGGUGUCUCCAAAGUCGACGGUGCCCCAUCCCGCCAGCGGUAUUCGGACGAGACCAAGGAAAGCAAGAUACCCAGCAUGCUCAGAAAGAAGUCGGGUUUUUCUGGUUUUAUGAACAGCUUGGUGGGGUCACCAAAGAAGCCGCUUAUUUCGGCGCCAGAGAAUCCAGUCCACGUUACACAUGUCGGAUAUGACAGCUCGACGGGCCAGUUCACAGGUUUGCCAAAGGAGUGGCAGCGACUGAUCAACGAGAGCGGCAUCACAGAGAAAGACACGCGGGAACACCCCCAAAUCCUCGUCGAUGUCAUAACAUUCUACAAAGAGACACAAGAGAAGCCCCAGGAAGACCAGCAGUUGGAGAAGUUUCACGAUGCCCGGGCAACCGACUUCCGAGGCCUGGCCACCACUCCAUCACCCGCCACGGCUUUCCCUUCCCCCGGCAUGAUGCAACCUGGUUAUGGCGCCAUGUCCCCUCUAAUCAGCCCCCCAGCGAGUCCAAGGUUUCCCAACGUCGCCCAUGAAGGCAGUUUUGAGAACCCCCGCGCCCCGCCGCCAGUCCCCAAAGGCCCCGUCCUCCCGGUCAAAGAUCUCAAUUUGAUGCCCAGCCGACCCGCGCCCAAGCCUCCGACAAGCCUAGCGUCGAGGGUGCAACACCCAUAUCCGACAAAGGACUCGGGCAUUGGCAUGCCUUCACUUGGCGACGAUGUCUCGCCAUCUUAUCCACCUCCCAGAGACAAUGUGCCGAUGUUGCCGGAAGAGCACAGGUCGCGCUCAAACUCACGAGCAAACGGCACGCCGCCAUAUCUGUCCUCGCAGCCUUCCCCGUCAGUAACCUCGCCGGUGAACCAGGCGGCGAUGUACCAGCAGCAGCUAUUGCAGCAGCAGCAGGAGCAGGCCAUGGCGCAGGCGCAAGCGGCCAUGAGCGGACAGCUCGGGCGCCAGGCGAGCAAGCGGCAGCAGCCGACCCCGCCGUCCUCGCAGCACCCGCACCUGCAGCAGGCGGACCCGACCGGGGCCAAUCGGAUGUUACAGGCGCAACAGGCCAAGCUUGCGCAACCGGGCUCAAGGCCGCGGCACCGACCACGGCAGAGCAACGGCGUUGACGUGGUUGCCGCCUUGAAGAGGAUAUGCUCCGAGGGCGACCCGAGGGAGGUCUACCGCGGCUUCACCAAGAUCGGCCAGGGCGCGUCCGGUGGCGUGUACACGGGUCAUGAGAGGGGAACCAACCGGUUGGUGGCCAUCAAGCAGAUGAACCUCGAGCAGCAACCCAAGAAGGACCUGAUCAUCAACGAGAUUCUGGUCAUGAAGGAGAGCUCACACCCCAACAUUGUCAACUUUAUCGACAGUUAUCUCUGUGGCGGGGAAUUGUGGGUCGUCAUGGAGUUCAUGGAGGGCGGCAGCUUGACCGACGUUGUGACGUUCAACAUCAUGACCGAGGGGCAGAUUGCGUCGGUCUGCCGGGAAACCCUCCGCGGCCUGCAGCACCUGCACUCCAAGGGUGUCAUCCACCGAGACAUCAAGUCGGACAAUAUCCUGCUCAGCAUGGAGGGCAACAUCAAGCUGACCGAUUUCGGCUUCUGUGCGACGAUCAACGAAGCGCAAAACAAGCGUACAACCAUGGUGGGCACGCCGUAUUGGAUGGCGCCGGAGGUGGUUACGCGGAAGGAGUACGGCCGCAAGGUGGACAUUUGGUCGCUGGGCAUCAUGGCCAUCGAGAUGAUCGAGGGCGAGCCACCGUACCUGACCGAGUCGCCGCUGCGGGCCCUGUGGCUGAUCGCCACCAACGGCACGCCGCAGAUCAAGAACGAGCACGAGCUGUCGCCCGUCUUCCGCGACUUUUUGUACUUUGCCCUCAAGGUCGAUCCGGAGAAGAGGGCGAGCGCGCACGAUCUGUUGAGGCACGACUUCAUGAAACAAUGCGUCGACCUGUCCACACUCGCGCCCUUGGUCCGGGCUGCGAGAGAAGCCAGAGCGCAGGAGAAGGCCCGCAAGGGACAAUCAUGA